AUGACGACUGACCCAACAUCUAACCGGGUGUUUCCCACACACUCAGGGGGCAGUGCCGAGCUUUACCUAUGGGCGGACGGGGUCAACUACACACAGCACACAGCGCGAGCACGUCAAGGACAAGUAAGUGAGCACCAUGCUGUCUCUGUCUGUCUGCAUAAAUACUCGUUACAAAACGCGUGCUCCUUGAUGUACAAAGAGAGAAGUAAUGGCUUCAAUGGCAAUGGCAAUGGCAGUGUAUUAAAGCCUCAGUGUAACCGGUUGAUCUUCUAUAAUUUAACAAAAUUUACCAAGGAGGAUCCAUGUAUUCAUAUAUACAUCGCUCGGAAGGAAAAAAUGACUAUCUUAGGUGUUGAUCCAAGUUCACCGCCAUUGAAGAGAAUACGACUCUGCCAAGAAGUUGCAGACACUCAUUACAAAUAUUGUUAUCCUAUGGCAACGCCAAUAGAUGCAGGCGUGAUGCUGAAUGGAUACGGAGGGCUGGUGGACACCCACAAGACGCAUUCUCCUGAUGAUAGCAGUCUAAACACUGAAGGUGUAAGCCCUGUAGCAACUCUCUGCAACUUGGGGAACACGUGUUUCCUAAACAGCGUACUGUACACUCUGAGGUUUGCUCCUAGCUUCCUACACAACCUCCACCAUCUUGUCGCCGAUCUCACCGAAUUGAGCGGAAGAUACUCACAUUUAAAGAACAAGUCAUCGUCUUUGGGACGUGGGAUCGGAGGCGGGAGCAAGAAUUGGAGCAAUAAGGACCUUUCUACCAUGGGUCAAGAAGACAAGACCGCAGUGGCGACGCUGAGAUUACAUGAACUAUACGAGGCUCUCCACCACACGGAACUGAAGGACCACAUUGAGCCUUACCAGCCUGAGAUCUUCUUGACUGCCUUGAGGGAGGUGAAUCCCAUCUUCGAAGGCAACCAACAACAUGAUGCUCAUGAGCUGUUGGUAUGUCUGGUUGAUACAAUGAGAGAGACUUGUCGUCAACUCUGUGAGCUUCAUGAGAGACAGAGGUGUAUCAUACCUCAACCUCCUCCCCCCACCUGCCCACUGCCUCCGGCUAAGAGCUCCUUCUCCUCAAAUGUACGGAAAAGUCUCAAACUAGGAAAGACCAAGAGCAACGGGGUGUUGGACAAGAAGAAUCCUCUUAACGAUGGACCUCUGAUCUGCGAGCAGCCCUUAACCCAAAAUGACGAAGAGGGGCCUCGAGUAGCAAAUAACUUCAUUUCUGAGGAUUUUGAAGGUGUUAUGCUUCUCUAUACGACUUGUCUAGAGUGUGAAAGGACAAGCCAACUUUCAGAAUCUUUUAUCGACAUAUCUGUUCCCAUCACUGCGCCAAGUGGUCCGUGUGUGACCUCAGAAGAAGUCAGUUCACUAUACCAUUCGGCUGUGAUAACUGAAGAGUACCUAAUAGACAGUGAAAAGUAUUGGUGUGAAGAUUGUGGUCGGUACAAUGAAGCCAGGCGUAACAUCAGCUACGACACUUUACCCAGACUGCUUAUCCUGCAUCUGAAACGAUUCAGCAGCUCUUACGGAUCAUGUGUUCAAAAAGUCAAUGAAUAUAUGCCAACACCUAUCGAACUGAGUUGCUUCUGCAACAAAUGCAAAGAUCUGGAGGAGAGACUUAAACCUCACCGAGGGUACCAACUGUAUGGCAUCAUCAUGCACCUGGGCUCUACCCUAGCCAGUGGACACUACGUAAGCUACGUAUGUGGAAGGGACACUGUCAUGGACAGUGCAAACUGCACAAGAGACAAGAGAAAAACUGCUUCCCUCUCAGGAGGAGCUGGCAAACCUGCUAGUAACACGGAGAAACAUGGAACACAGAAAACAUUGUUCAGGUUUUUCUCAAAGAGCUCGAAGCCUACUUACCCGAGCCCCCUAGAAAACCGAGGGCCCUACUUUUCCCCUUGUAGGAGUGCUGAUUGCUGCGGGGCCAAGCUAGACACCAACGAACCUGUUUGGCUCGAAUGUGACGAUGACACUGUCAGGACCAUCUCUAAGAAACAUUUGGGGGAGCUUCUGGGGCCGAAAAACUCCAAAAACUCUGCUCUCACCCCUUACCUAUUGUUUUAUUCAAGGAUACAGUAAGGUUCGUUGGGAUUUAAGGUUGAAAGUUGUGCAAACUGUAGGAUUUCACAAUUUUGUUGCUCAAGUUCAGAGUACUGAGUAUAGUUUUAAAUAUGUAAAAAUAUUAAGUUUUCAUUUGUCUCUAUAAGGUUGUUUUUAUGCUAACUGAUGAAUCAUUAUUAGUUUAAUCUUUUCUUGAUUUUCAUUUCAAUCUCAAGAAUUAUUUUAUUUUACAGUAUGGAGAUCAAGACUCGAUCCUUAAAGUGAAUAUUUUGUAUCUAAAUACGCAAUAUUCUGUAGUCUCAUCCCAGUUAAACAAAUGGGCCAAACAAAAUCCAUCUUCAAAAUCCUGAAUUUGGAAUUUUAUUUUUGCCUCUGGUUUCUGUUAAAAACAAAUCUAUAUUUUUUCACUUAAAUUAUAUUCAAGCAAAUAAUAAAAUUUUGCCAUUCCCACAUCUACAUGUGUUUUUAUUUUAAAAUUGAAAAUUGAAACUAUUAAUGGUUUAGGUAUUGCAAUAUUUUUUUAGUGGGAUUACAAUCACGUACUUUUUAUAACUAAUUUUAAAACAUGCAUUUUGUAUUAUCUCAGUUUAAAGUAAUGGUAGGGAAAUUACACUUGUUAAUUAAAGUUUGAUCUCAUUUUAUUGAUAUUAUACUUUCCUAAACUGUUAAUGGCUUUUCAAAUCAAAGUAUUUCAUUAUCUCAUUUAAACUCAAAAUACUCUUAGAAAGGUUGUUUCUAGUUUAUUAGUCUUUAGUUGCUUCUUUAUGAAAUAUUUAUUUGUGGAGCUUUCAAUGUUAUUGUAACAAAAGCCUUUGAGAACAAAAACAGAUUUUAGAACUAGAUCAAUCUUUUGUCAACUAACUAUUAUUAUUAUGCCAUAGAUAGAGUGUGUUUCAAGUUAAACGUUCAUACAUUACACAUAACAAUAGUUUGUAAUGUUAAGUAUUAUUAACCAAAUUCAAACUAUUCUGAAAUUUAGAACGACACUUUUAAAAUAAGUUUGUAUAUAUUAUAUUUGUAUUAGUAAUAAAGACUUGGUUGUAAAUUAAAAGUUAGAUGAAAACAUGUAUAUAAUACAUUAUAUAAUAGACAUUCAGGUGUGUUUUUGUAAAGGUUUAUGUAGAAAUGUCAUUAUUUUAUGAACAAGGACGGCACUCCCUUAAUUUGUUAUUGGAUCAAUUCACAAGUUGGUCUUUUUACUUUUGUAAUCUUUCAUCAUCUUAGUCUUUUUUUCAUAAGCAGACUAUAUUUUAAAUUUGUUCAUGCGUCGCCUUAAGUUAAAAUAAUUCACAAAUGAUUGUCUUAAGAAUUUAUAUUUGGCCUACUUAAGACAUUUUAACAUAUAGACCAUGAUGAAUUGUGGUUGCAUAUAAAUUAAAAAUACAUGUUCAAGAGAUAUUGAAGAAAAUUUAAAACUACCUAACUGCUAGUCCCUAUCACACUACAAAAAAUACAUUGAAGAAUAAUCAUUAGAAAAUAAAAGGGAGUAAGGUAAAAAUAUAAAAUAAGCACCCUAAUAAAAUAAUAAUAUUAUUAUUAAAAACAUUAAAAGCUACUACAUUUAAAAAUACUCAUAAAAUCAUACACAGGCAAUCCAGCUAUUAUCCAACAAGAUUUUUGUCAUAAGCUUAAAACUAUUUAAUCAUGGUUAUUUUAUAUAAUCAAUCUUCUACUUUAGACAGACUUUUAUCAAUUACAUUUUAAAUCAAAUACUUACCCUCUUACUUAUAUAUUACUGGAAGCCUUCUAGAAGUUACAAAAACAGGUGACCUGUUACAGCAGGAUACAGUGUUCAAGUUUGUUUAGGCAGCUCACCUUGAAAUCAUAUUUAGGCCUGACAACGUUAUAAAACAUUACACACUAAAUGUCGAAUGUUAGAUCAAGAAUUUUAUUUGGUAAAAAGUAGGAGGGAGUUAGUUAAUAGCUAUUCUGGCUCAUUAACAUCUACAACCCUGUAUGUAUUUGUACAUUGAAAAAAAGUUUACCUAGCCAAAGCUGUACGUAAGUAACUAUUAUAUUUGCAUUGUCUCCUCUUUCCAGUGACGGCACUGUAGUUUGACAGUGUUCUGAAGUUGGCCUUAGUAGUCUUCCUUUAAGUGCACAAUAGACGUCAAUGAAAAGCUCAGGAAAAAUAAACUGAUGAUUUUUCUAAAUCUGUUUGAAAACAAUUUAUGAUUUUUCACAUUUAAUUUUCAUAUGAUUGUUUAAUGAUGGAUUCAGUCAUUUUUCAGUAGACUCUCAGUUGUUCAUUGUUGAAGGGCUGCCUUUGCAGCAGACUGUAACACAUCUAUCUAUUGUUAAAUUAAAAUUGUAAAUACAAAACUGUCAUUGUCAGUUCAGCUUGUCAAACCUUGUUCAAAUUAUCUAUUUUUGUCAUAUAUUAUGUUAUACAGUCAUGAAAAACAUCCUAUCCCGUAAGUUCAAAAAUUUUCAAUAGGAUUUGAUAUGUUUUUGUCUCUAUUUUUUACACAUACAUACCAACAUUUCUGUCACAGCUCUGAUUCUUAUCUGUAGUGGAUUAGAUGAUUAUUUGAAUCCUGUCAAACCACAAUUAUAUCUGUCAGGGGCAAGUACAGCCCUUUCAGUCUCUUCAACCGAUUUACACAUAGCACAGUAUGAAUAAAGGAUACACAGUAUAGCAAAAACUAGGCAUAGAUUUAAAUUGAAAACAAUAGUUAAACAGUAAUGAACCAUGAUGGUUGGUGGGUGACAGUGCACUGCAGACUGCCGGUUUAAGUGAUCUUCAUUAUUGUGUCCAUCGAAGACAUUAUAAUAUCAAAAGAUGGAUAAUUUUAAGCACCUGACGGAUGAUUUUGGCUUAACAGGAGCUGAAACCCAAGUCAUCGACUACAAGAGAAAGAUGGAGUCAGAUCUAAGGCAGAAAAUGUUGUUUGUAAAUUAUAUCAAACAGCUCUGUUGGCCAAUCUCGAUGAAUAAUUUCCCACAUAUGUUGGGUCCCCAUUCAGUCCUAACCUCAUUUGUCCUAAACAUCUAAAAUCUCUCUGCUUAAAUUGAAACAGUACACAGUAAUCUUCAAAAAUAUAUAACUAUACAUUCAUGAUGUACUGACAUAGAGCAAUAAGAAAAAUAAGGAAUGCAUGUUAAUUAUUCUUGCUUCAAAAUACUUUCACAAAGGGCUCUUGUAUAAAAUUGCGACAUUGCGAAUUAGUACGAUAGAAUAUCUGCAGCAUUCUUUCAGCCUGCUAAAAGUGCUAAAUCUGUUGCCUGAUGCUUGGUAUUUCUCUACCAUGUUUGCCGUUCAGCCAAACAACAACUGAACAUGUUUAUUGAAUCUAAAAGAAAACUAAAUUGAUGUUUUAUUUGGUAGUAAGUCUUUUUGUGUUGCUUGGAAAAAGUACAAAAUGUUUCCUGUGUUUCAUUUUAAAUCAAAGUGUUUUAACAAGGGUGGGUAUGAUAGUUCAAUUUACCACUGUGAUAAAUGGAUAUUUAUUUAUCGAUAUUGUUAAAAGCUUAUCGUUACUCUUUAGACUAAAUUCAACUUUACUGAAAGAACGUAAUCUCAUCAAGUAAACACAAUCAAUGUUCUGGUUUUCAGGUCAGCGUAAGUGAAAUCUCUCAAGAGAAAGAAGAUGACCUUUUAAAAGUAUUAUAGUUUUAACUUUUGUUAACCGUCAUAGUUAGGAGAGCUUUGUUUAAUCCAUUUUUUAUUCCAUAAUAGUGUUGUCCGGUAGUUUUAAUUUCUAAGAACAAUUAAUUGUAAAACUUAGGUUACUAAAGAUACUACAGUAGAGAGUUGAUUAUCUGAAACAAUUUGAGGAAAUUGACUGUUCGUAUAACUGAUUUUUUUUCUUUGGAUAAUUGGUCAUUAACAGUAAAGAUUAGAUAUAUUUUUUUAACUUUGAUAACAUUUCAAAACUUUUUUUAUGUUUACAUUUGUAUUUUUACCAGUUUUGUCGACUUUAGCAUCUGUGAGCAUAUCUUGCAGUCUCAGUAACAACGACGAUCGUCUGCCACGAUAGCGUAAACGACCGUGAUUAUAUCUUGCCGUCUCGGCAACACCGGUGAUUGGCCUUUUGGUUAGCUAAUGUUUUGGAUAAUCGAUGCUCUACAGUAAUAUUAUGUUAUAAAAUUUUAAAGUUUGAAUGAGUUUUAAAGUAGUGACAGGUGAUAUGCUACCCAAGACUUUUUAUAUUUUCAUUGUUUUGUCAUUUUACUGUGUUCCCAAGCAUUUAAUAAAAGUAUUAUGCAAUGUUCUUAAAGUUAACAUUGUGUCCAAUCUCUUGUUUACGUUUUUAUUUUAAAAUUCUAGUUUCUUAAGUUUUCGGGACAAAUAUUAACCCUUCCCGAGCGUUGGCCAUAUAUUUAUUUAUUUAAUUAAAUGUCAGUACAUCAUAAUAACAGUACAUAUUGUCAAUGGUUAAAUCAAAGACUUAAAACUAAUAGAUAAAACUAAUUCAUCUGUUUUUACACAAAAACAACUGGAUCUUCCCUAAAUAUAAUUUUUACAUGUCAAAAAUUUUGCUAGGAGUGGGUAGGUUUAUUCAUACCUAAUUCCAACUUCGUAUAUAUUUUAGAUUAGUUAAGAUUAAAUGAUCCGAAUUUUGAAGAAGACAUGAUUGAAUUAUCGAAUCAAAGUAUUUCUGAAAGAAAUGCCGCUGUUCAGCUUUCUGAACACUCUGAAGAUUCAGACAAUGAGUGUUUCAGUACGUAGUUCAGGUGGUAUCAGAAGCUAACUAUGAUGUAAGCGGUCUUGAAGUGCUGCAGGGUGUAGAACGUUAUGAUGAAGAUAACAUGGAUGUACAUUUUGAACAAAGUAGCUUUCGUGCUAGUACACUUGAUUUUGUAAAUAAAUAAAUGUUAUGAAAACGAUGAAAAUUAAUAGAGGCCUGGGCCUUCUGACAAAAGCUUUACUCUUAAGACGGAGGAGUGUAGCAAACCUAAGGAACUGAAUCUAGAUCAUGGUCAAGAUGUUAGUAUUGUUGGUUAUGGUAGGACUACAACAAUGUCUGAUGAUGAAAAUGAAUCAAAAUGAAAAUGAAGUGGGGGAUAGGCCUCUGCAUUCACAAGUAAUCAUCAAAACUGAAGAUAAGGCCAAGGGGACAGACGAAAAGGAAAAAUACUCCCGCCACAGCAAACCUGCAGACUAAGCUAAUUUCCAUUUGCCUGAUUUGAUUUUCAAUUAAAUCUAUUUCAAUAACGUUACGUUUAAAAACCAUCUUUACCCCAUAAAACCCCCCUUCCCAUAGUCUGAUAAUGCUGGUUCGCGAACUCGUUCGAAUAAAUGUGGGUUUACACGUUAAUACAAAAUUUCAUCCAAUCGGAUCAUUUUUGCUCGAGUUAUCUUGGUAACGGACACAUAUAUAAAUUAAUAUUAAAAGUAAAUUGUUCCCCUGUCCAGGUCUUAACAUGAGAACUACGGUAAUAGCUUAUUCCCUAUAUGGGAAAUUUGCUAAAAGUGGAAAGGAACAGCACCUAGAAUGGGCACACGUAACACACGCACAGGCACAUGUAAAAUUGUGGCCAUAAAAUGUGUCUACAAUCAAUAUUAACCAUUAGAUAAAAGUAAAAAACAUCAAAAUUUCAAAAUCAAUUUUUUUUAACCCCAACCAAAUUAUUGAUCGUGUUGUGAGUAGGGCUCGCCAUGCAGCCGCUACUCGGGAAGGGUUAAAACAAUUUUGUAAGGCAUUCAGGGAAACUGAAUGUAAAUGGUGAUAACAAAUCUUACCAUCGUUCACUCACUCGGUUGGUCAUUCAGUUGUAGUGUCAAGUGUAAAACUGUUAAAAAAAUAAUUUAACAGGAGGAUAUUGUUUUUCUUCCUUGUUAGGAUCAUAUGAUGAUCAUGAUCAGAGUUCUCAAAUAAGACAUUUCUUUAGUCGGUAGGGUUAAACUUGUAAAUGUGUAUAGAUUAAUUUAUCGUUUCUGUUAAUAACACAUAUAGAAACUGGCUUUUCUCAAUAUUCUGAAAAAUAUGCAAUUUAGAAUGAAUGGUUCACAAUAGCUUCUGUGGGUUGUAAUAUGAAAUUAUCAAACCUUUUAACAAGUCCAUUUAAGAGCUAUUUUGCACUGUCAUUGAAUGGACUGUAAAAUAACAUUCCGAUAUGUGAUAUAUACAGUAACUUAGCCGUAGGAGUCCUGUGUUGCAAGUUUAUAGUCACCACAAUAAAGAAAACAGUAAAUUUCUAAAAAGUAAUUACAUAUGAAAUAUAGUUUGCCACAAAGUUCUAUUUUAAUUUUUCGUUGACAAAGCAGGCUCACCUGAAUUGGUAAGAGCCGAUCCAGUGCAAGAAAAGUAGUCUGUAAAGCAAGUUGGGCCAGGGUAGACUCUUUCUUAAUCAGGAAAGCCUGUUAUUUAAACAAAACUAAUGUUUUAUGUCUAUAUUACAACAUUAACCCCAUUUCACCUUGUUUGGGGCGAAUAUGAAGGGUGAUUAUGGAAGACAGUAAAGUUAUAUCGUUCUGUUAUGUUAGGCCCACUUUCAAAAACCUCUUUGCUUUUAACUAGUUACGGAAAACAUGACCCAGUCUCAAAUAUUAGAUGUUUGACGAACAUGUGACUAGCAACACUGCACUCCAAUUCUUCCCUACAUAGUAUACUACUAUUAGUCACUCUAGGGCUAGAAGCACAGCUUUGUAGUUCGAUGCUUUUGAAAACAAUUAUUAUUAAAAAUCAAAAUUAAUGUUAGAUAAGUAUUUAAAAUGUGAUAAGGAAAUUGUUAUGUAAAUAAUAUGAUAUUUUUAUUGUCACUAAUGUACAUUAUUAUAUGUUUAAAAGGUGUUGUUAAUGUCAAUAAAUUGUGCUUUGUUUCGUC
This is a messenger RNA of Macrosteles quadrilineatus (aster leafhopper), 8841 nucleotides long. Its product is annotated as ubiquitin carboxyl-terminal hydrolase 1-like. Gene Ontology annotation, molecular function: cysteine-type endopeptidase activity; cysteine-type deubiquitinase activity. The coding region runs from base 1 to 2088 and encodes 695 amino acids. The record is from RefSeq and is a predicted model, not a curated record. Gene Ontology annotation, biological process: protein deubiquitination. The transcript has 12 exons. Gene Ontology annotation, cellular component: nucleus; cytosol. Lineage: Eukaryota; Metazoa; Arthropoda; Insecta; Hemiptera; Cicadellidae.